AAAGAGAGCAACACAGUCUGAGCUCAUGUCUCGUAGCUGCUGUUUGCUGUGGAAAACGAUCACCGGGCUGAAGUUGACUGAUGGAGAAUACAGAAGUCGAUAAGGAUUCCCGACUAAAGGAAUAUUUCGUGGCCGCCGUCAGGACCGGGAACGAGAUCGUGUUGGAAGAGCUUCUGAGCAAUGGAGUGUCUGCUUUAGACAUGGGGAAAAUCGAUGGACUGUGCUGUGAGGAACACCUGACGAUUUCUGGGCACAGUGAAGCGCUGGAAGUAAUCCUGAAACACUCUCCUGUUAAAAAGUGGAUCAGCGAGUACCACCAGAUCCUGAAGAAACACAACCCGCGUGAAUACUUGAUCUGGCAGAAGAAGAACAGCUGCCGCCCGGAGAUGACGACCAUGAACCACGAACUGGCCAAUAGGAAGGCCGCAAUGUCACCCCGACCAAUCGAAUGGGGAUGUCCCCCACAAAUGUGCACACUCCUCUAG
This is a messenger RNA of Branchiostoma floridae (Florida lancelet), 485 nucleotides long. RefSeq lists its product as uncharacterized. NCBI's taxonomy places the organism in Eukaryota, Metazoa, Chordata, Leptocardii, Amphioxiformes, Branchiostomatidae. The transcript is spliced from 4 exons. The coding region runs from base 81 to 485 and encodes 134 amino acids. The record is from RefSeq and is a predicted model, not a curated record.